Messenger RNA from Amaranthus tricolor (Joseph's coat), 3188 nucleotides. RefSeq lists its product as uncharacterized. Lineage: Eukaryota; Viridiplantae; Streptophyta; Magnoliopsida; Caryophyllales; Amaranthaceae. Gene Ontology annotation, biological process: rRNA processing. The transcript is spliced from 11 exons. Gene Ontology annotation, cellular component: nucleolus; small-subunit processome. The record is from RefSeq and is a predicted model, not a curated record. Bases 150 to 2849 code for a protein of 899 amino acids.
AACGAGAAAGAUCAUAUCAAAAGUCAUGUCUAUCUUAACCUAAAUAAAUUCUCUUUACUGGCGCAAGUUGUUAUGUUUUUCUUGUUUCAGCCUUUGGCCCCUUAACCCUAGCCAUAUUUUUCUUGCUUCCACCAUUGCUAUUCUCAACAAUGGCGGGUUUCAAGAAGAGAGAUUCAGUCGAUAAUCAACUACAAAAGAAAGAUAACAAAUCCAAGUUCAAUAAAUUAUCAGGAAAACAUGGUGGAAGAGAUGGGAAAAGGAAGAAGAAUACUGGACCUCGGUUACCUUCUGCGUUUAGAAAACAACUAAAUGAUUUCAAAAACCCAAAUUUACACAAUAGUGAUGAUGAUGAUGAAAUUUUUGAGUCUGAUGAAGAUGAAGUUAACAUUGACCAUGAUUUCUAUGAGUAUGAAGAAGAAGUUGCUGAAGAAGAAUCUAAGAAGAAUAAGAGGUUUGAUCAUGUUGAUAAUUAUGAGUAUGAGCUUCCUCAGGAUUUUAAGGAUGAAGAAAUAUCAUCGGAUGAUGACGAUGAAGAUGUCCUAAUCCAUGGUGAGGAUGAUGAGGGCUCUGAUGACGAGAUCAAUGAUGAAAGAAGACAUGCCAGAAUGCUCAAAGAUAUUACUGGAAUUCCAGCUGAGGCAUUUGAAGGAAAGAAGAGGAAGUGUAAUGUUGUUUCAGAGGCUUACCCAGAAUCUGAAUUCAACCCUAGUCGUGAUGUUCUUAGUGGUAAUAGUCAGAUUAGCAUUCAAGACCUUUUGGGUCCUCUUUGUGGAACUUCUGGUUACAACAAACUUAGGAAAAGGAUUGAAAUUGUGGACAAGAAAGGUGCAACAGUUCAAACUCCACUUCCUAAACCACAACGAGAGAGGGUCGAGAGGGAGGUAGCAUAUGAUGAUACAAAGAAGCAUAUUACUAAAUGGGAAGGUCUUGUGAAGAGAAACAGAGAAGCUCCCACCCUCUAUUUUGAAUCUACUGGUGAUAUGGGACUUUCUACUGUGGGAGCCAUGGCUUCUGAGUUCAAACCCCGAUCUGAUUUUGAGAAGGCAAUUGCAUCAAUAUUUGAGAACAAAGAAUUUGCGGAAGCUUACAAGACUGAUGGUGCCAAGCUUCUUGAGCUAAACAAGAUAUCUGCUGAAGAAGUGAAGGACCGCCAUAAUAGUCUUGCUAAAAUGCGGAGUCUUCUUUUUCGUCAUGAAAUGAAAGCAAAACAUAUUAAAAAGAUCAAGUCUAAGACUUAUCAUCGAUUAAAAAAGAAAGAAAGAUUGAAGGGAGCUUUGCUCGAUAUGGAAGUCGAUCCUGAAGCUGCUAGAGAGCAGGCCGAAAAGCAAGAAAGAAGACGAGCAGAAGAACGCAUGACGCUGAAGCACAAAAACCAAGGCAAAUGGGCUAAACGAGUCCUAGAGCGUGGUUUGAGCAUACAAGAUGAAGGUACUCGAGCUGCUGUAGCUGAGCAAUUGCAUCAACAUAAUCUUCUGAAAAGAAAAAUGAAUUCGGUGAAGGGUAGUAGCAGCAGUGAUGAUAGUAGUGAUGAGGAUGAUGAGGAUUAUAGUUCUGAUGAGAAGGGUGAAGCUAAGCUGCUAGCUAAGGCGAAGGAAAAAACAAUUAAGUUGAUGGAACAAGAGGAAGAACUACCCAAUUCUGGCGUGUUUUCGUUGCCUUUCAUGGUACGAGGAUUGGAGAAAAGGAAGCAAGCUGCUAAUGAAGAAGCAAAGAGUGCUCUUGAAGAGUAUGAGUCAUAUUUAAAAAAGGGUGCAGUAGAUAGCAUAAAAAAUGGGACUCCAAGUGGAAGGCGAGUGUUUGGUGCAACCCAGAAUAAGGUUAGAGAGGCAAACAUUAAACACAGACCAGAUGUGGACAAUUUUGGCAGUGAUAGUGAAGAUAUCAUUGAAGAAAAGGAUGAUAUACACGUGGAACCUGUAAAUGGUAAUGACAAGGAUAAGGAUGUUGACAUUGACUUGGAUGUUCUUCGUGAAGGUUUGGAGACUGAUAAUGAUUCAGCAUUUAAAUGUGUUAUUGAUGUUGUGGAAGACCCUAAGCCAAAGACCAGUCAUGCUGUCUCUAUUUUCACAUCUGGGUCUUGGAAGAAGAUAAAGAGUGGAAAUAAAGGAGAUUCUAGUGCUGAUGCCAAUAUCAAGAGUAUGCCAAAGGGAGCAAUAACUUCUCGAAGCUGUGAUAGCGGAGAGGAAGCGGAGGACAGCGAUACAGACAGUGGUGAGCAUAUGAUAGAUGGCAUGCUGUCAUCAGGGACAAAGCAAACUUAUGAGCUACCUUCAAAUGAAGAGUUAAUAAAGCGUGCAUUUGCGGGAGAUGAUGUUGAGGUCGAAUUUGAAAAGGCUAAAGAUGAUAUUUUGAAUGAGGAGAAUCCUGAGCCAGAGAAACCUGUUUUGCUUCCUGGAUGGGGUGAAUGGACUGAUGUUCAGAAGAAAAAAGGUGUGCCUUCAUGGAUGAAGGAAGAGCAUGCAAAUGCCAAGCGAAAGAGAGAAGAAGCUUUGGCAAAAAGGAAGGAUGCACGUCUUAAACAUGUCAUCAUAUCUGAGAAAAUUGACAAGAAGGCGGAGAAACUACAUGCAAAAACGCUUCCGUAUCCUUUUACAUCGAAAGAUGUAUUCGAACAGAGCAUCCGGAUGCCUAUUGGACCUGAGUUUAACCCUGCAUCAACUGUUAGGGAUCUCAUCAAGCCAGAAGUUGUGAAGAAGUCUGGUAUGAUCAUAAAGCCAAUCAAAUACGAAGAAAUAGAUCCUCAUGAACGAAUAACCGAGCAGAAGCAACAAGGAAAGCAAGAUGGAAAGAGACAGCGAACGAGAAGUAAAAGUUCAGGCAAAAAAACAAGGCACAGUAACAAAAGAUAAAUUAAAGAGUGAUCCAUUCCAUAUGUUUAUCAUAACUUGUGUAUUUUAACUAAACACCCAAUUUUGUAUUGAUUAGGGAUUGAAUUGAUCAAAGGCCUUUAGUGUAGCAACAAGUUAUAGUUGGCAUUGGCGUGGUUUUAGUUAUGAGAGGUGUGGUGUGAGAGCUUUUGUGUUAGGUGGUGGUUGGGAAAUGGGAUUGAAUAGUUUAUAAAGUUGUUUUCUUUUCUGAUAUUUUGGGAAGUUUUUAAUUAUUUCUUUUUCUUCUUUUCUCCUUGUUUCAAAAAUAUGUAUUUGUGAGAUACAAUUGUUUGAUUCUUAAUCUUCUAAGUUUCAUAGUCA